AUGGCGUCGUCCAAUACCGUCACCACAGCCUAUCUGCUAGGGAACAUCCACUGCCCAUCAUGCGUGACUCUCAUCAAGACUCUUCUGCAGGAGGCAUUCGGUGACAAGAUUGUUUGGGUCUCACCAAAUCUUGUGACGUCCAUUGUGACAGUUGAGCAUGUCGACCACUCACCCGAAUUCGUGCGCGCUAUUGGCAUGACGCUCUCAAAUGUCGGGUUUGAGAUUUGUGGAGUCGAUACCAACGCCUCUGGCGCCGAGGAUUUGAACGACAAUUCUCGAGGGGAUAUGGCUGACAGCGGUGGCAUCUUUGAGAGCUGGUCCAGUCUUUGGGCCCAGAAGCAGCCGGCGCCAGUCCCCGAGACCGUCAAGGCUGCUCAUCUGGAAAACUGCGAGGCCUGCAAAGAACACAAACCACAUGGUGCAGAGGAUGGUAGCAGCGUUGACUAUAAGCUCAAGUCCUCAAUCUCGUCGAAUAGCCUGCGAAAAGAACCGCUGGUCGACACGGUACCGCUCGAUGGCGUGGUCACAGGCGACGGAAACCAGCCCCCUUCAUGGCGAGCGACAUUAUCUAUUGGCGGAAUGACCUGUGCGGCUUGUGUUACCACCAUAACGAAUGAGUUGCAGAAGCUUUCCUGGGUUUUGAAAGUCGCUGUUAACCUUGUCGGAAACAGCGCCACAAUCGAUUUUGUGGGUGCGGAUAGAGAAAGGGAUCUGAUUGAGGCGAUUGAGGACAUUGGAUAUGACGCGGCCCUAGAUGCAGUGGUUAAUCUGAACAAGAAAAAGUCUUCAUCAGACGAACGACAUGUGGAGAUUAGAGUCGAUGGUAUCUUUUGUCCGCGGUGCCCUCAGAGAAUCAACCAGACUUUGAAGAGCUUCGGCGCCCACAGUGUACAGGUUCUGGCUCUCCCGUCUAUGGAACAUCCCAUAUUGAAACUACGCUAUAUCCCAAACUCGCCGCAGUUUACAAUCCGGCAUAUCAUUAGAAGCAUCGAGGCCACAGAUCCAUCUCUCCAAGCAAAAAUCUACCAUCCGCCGACGCUCGAAGAGAGAUCUAGAGCCAUCAGGGCAAAGCACACCCGCCAACUUUUCUACCGCGAGAUGCUGACACUUGUCCUCGCCAUUCCGACAUUUGUGCUUGGUAUAAUCUACAUGAGCCUUGUGCCAGACUCCAAUUCUACCAAGCAUUUUCUAAUGAAGCCAUGGGCAUCUGGCCUCAGUCGCGUAGAGAUUAUACUUUGCCUACUUGCCACACCGGUGUACUUUUUUGCGGCGGAUGUCUUCCAUGUCCGCGCCAUCAAGGAGCUGAGGACGCUAUGGCGGCCCAGCAGCCGGACACCUUUCCUGCAGCGAUUCUAUAAGUUUGGCAGUAUGAACAUGCUCAUGUCACUGGGAACUAGCAUUGCUUAUUGGUCUUCCAUUGGUCAAAUGAUUGCAGCAGGGGCUGAUGGCGAUGCCGACAUUCCUGAAGAUCGGUUUUACUUCGACUCUGUAGUCUUUCUGACCCUUUUCCUUCUCGCUGGCCGACUGAUUGAAGCGUACAGCAAAUCCAAGGCAGGCAACGCUGUUGAAGCUUUGGCCAAGCUACGGCCAACCACCGCUCUUCUGGUAGAGCAAGAUAAGUUGAAAGGCCAAGUUACUACGACCAUAGAUAUGGACCAGUUGGAACAUGGCGAUAUUAUCCGAGUGCCCCACGGCUCAUCGCCCCCGGUUGACGGUAUAAUCUUGGAUGGCGAAACAACUUUUGACGAAUCGAGUCUUACCGGUGAAUCACGCCCCAUCAAGAAGGGACAAGGAGACGAAGUAUUCGCAGGUACCGUCAACAAGGGAUCCGCAGUAGUCGUCAAGGUGACUGGAACCUCUGGCAAGUCCAUGCUUGAUCAGAUCGUCGAGGUGGUCAGAGAAGGGCAAGCUAAAAGAGCGCCGAUGGAACAAAUAGCUGAUCUUCUGACAUCCUACUUCGUCCCGGUGGUAACCCUCGUAGCCAUCAUCACAUGGGCUGUCUGGAUGGCUCUCUGCUUUACCCACAAAGUUGACAGCGACGAACUGAACACAUCGGGCGGCUCGACUUCCUUUGCUUUCCAGUUUGCCAUUGCCGUGUUUGUUGUGGCAUGCCCGUGCGGAUUAGGUCUGGCUGCCCCAACGGCCAUUUUCGUCGGAGGAGGCCUCGCAGCCAAGCAUGGCAUUCUUGUCAAGGGUGGUGGCGAGGCCUUUGAGAAAGCUAGCAAGGUGGGCUGCGUGGUCUUUGACAAGACAGGGACUCUCACCGUGGGAGGCGAGCCUCAAAUCACGGACUCUGCUCUAUUCCCUGACGGCACUAGUGACGGGAUCAAUGAACGGGUUCUGCUCUCUGCUGUAAAAGCUACAGAGGAAAAUAGCAGCCAUCCCAUAGCAAAGGCCAUUGUUGCCUUUUGCAAGACUGGUGCAGAUCAAGUUGAGCUGGAGCAAAUCGAAGAGUUACCGGGCAAGGGCAUCAGAGCAAGUUGCAAGAACCAACCAUUUGACAUUGCGGUGGGUAACGAGGGUCUCAUGAGAGACCUUUCUGCCUCUCUGUCUGCUCAUGUCCAGAGCCUGCUGAAUACGUGGAAGACGGAGGCCAAGUCGGUUGCUCUUGUUGCGACGAAGCUACGCAACGGUGGUAAUUGGACAGUCUCAGCUGCGUUCUCAAUUUCUGACCCCAUCCGUGAAGAGACGCUGUCCGUGCUUGAGGCGUUGCAAAAGAGUGGCGUGGAAGUUUGGAUGCUGUCAGGCGACAAUGUGACCACUGCGCAGGCCGUAGCUCAGAGGGUGGGCAUUCCUCCCACCAACGUGCUUGCUGAGGUUUUGCCGUCCGAAAAGGCGGCCAAGAUUAGCUAUCUCCAAGCCUCGAUGCACAACAGCGGCCGCCGUGCCAUGGUGGCCAUGGUGGGAGAUGGCAUCAACGACUCGCCGGCCCUCACGACAGCGGAUGUCGGCAUUGCCAUUGGGUCUGGCAGCGACGUGGCUAUUUCGAGCGCUGACUUUGUGCUAGCCACGUCAAACCUCCACUCGGUGCUGACGCUUCUGGAUCUCAGCCGCGUCGUGUUCCGCCGCAUCAAGCUCAACUUUGGCUGGGCGGCGGUGUACAACGUGUGCGCCAUUCCUAUUGCCGCUGGAUGCCUCUACGCUGUCACGACCUCGAGCGGCUCGCACGUCAAGUUGGAUCCUGUGUGGGCGUCGCUGGCCAUGGCCCUGUCGAGUAUCAGCGUGGUGCUGAGCAGUCUGAGCAUGAGGACGAAGAUUCCAUGGCUAGGAUUUCGUAAUAAGCAGGUCGUGUAA
Messenger RNA from Trichoderma gamsii, 3294 nucleotides. RefSeq lists its product as hypothetical. Gene Ontology annotation, biological process: monoatomic cation transport; copper ion homeostasis. Lineage: Eukaryota; Fungi; Ascomycota; Sordariomycetes; Hypocreales; Hypocreaceae. The coding region runs from base 1 to 3294 and encodes 1097 amino acids. The record is from RefSeq and is a predicted model, not a curated record. Gene Ontology annotation, cellular component: membrane. Gene Ontology annotation, molecular function: P-type divalent copper transporter activity; ATP binding; ATP hydrolysis activity. The transcript has a single exon.